CACGCACAAAGGCACAGUAGGAGGUGUCCCAUGUGUCGAUAAAACAAGUCAGACUCAAGAUCUAAUUGAGAUGCCUCCACCGACGAAACGGCGGAAAACAGAACCCAGCGCGGUGGAAGAAAUCAACUUUGACCUGGCGGCGAGGCAAGAAUACCUGACAGGAUUCCACAAGAGGAAGGUGCAGAGGGCCAAACAGGCCCAGGAAGCAGCGGAGAAGAGAGCGAGAGCCGAGAGAAUAGAAGAGAGAAGAAAAUUACGAGAAGAGCGAAAGGCGGACCUUGAAAGGCAUGUCGCCGAAGUGAAUGCCAUGUUGGCCCCAGCCGAUGAUUCUCAUGUCGAAGCAGAGGGAUCUGGAACAGACGAUGAAUGGGCCGGGCUGGAAGACGAAGAGCAGCCGCCUCCGGUGGACCAUGAGGCAGAAUACAUUGACGAAGAUAAAUACACUACUGUGACGGUAGAAGCCAUGGACGUCUCGAAAGAAGGCUUAUUCAAAGCCCAGCAGGAUCAAAAUGAUACAGAUGACCCUGAAGAUCCCCCGCUGUCAGAGCAAGUCGAAGGGACGGAUACAAAAAAGCGGACUUGGACCAAAGAAAAGCCAAAGGACAAGGACAAAGCCAAGGCCAGAAAAAAGAAGAGGAAUUUCAGGUACGAGUCCAAGGCGGAACGAAGAGUGACAAGGGUCAAAGAAAAGUCUCGAGGCCGGAAGCAGGCUCAAGAACGGCGCAAGGGGCCUUAG
Messenger RNA from Exophiala mesophila, 736 nucleotides. RefSeq lists its product as uncharacterized. The transcript has 2 exons. The coding region runs from base 71 to 736 and encodes 221 amino acids. NCBI's taxonomy places the organism in Eukaryota, Fungi, Ascomycota, Eurotiomycetes, Chaetothyriales, Herpotrichiellaceae. Gene Ontology annotation, molecular function: RNA binding. Gene Ontology annotation, cellular component: nucleolus. The record is from RefSeq and is a predicted model, not a curated record.